AUGUCCAGGCCACAGACAUCUCACUUCCUACCCCUGCCUCCGCUUUCCAUCCGUACUCCCGCACCGUCCUACCGUAAACCUACCAUGGUGACCACCUACUCACAUCAGCCAGACCGAACGAUAACUCACGAUGAUUCCUCAAUGACAUAUUACCGAGCUGCUCCUAUGGGGUCGGAUCUCAACUACGGGUAUGAUAGGAGGGUAGAAAGGGAUGAGAGUGUCGAUGAGCAUCUGGAUGGGCUUUGUGAUGCUUUGAGAGAAGUACGUGGACCGGGCCAAGGGGAGAGGAAGGGAGGGAUAAUCACUUGGAGAGGAAUGAUAACUAAGAUCAUGACUGCGCCAUAUGAAGAUAGAGAAGGAUGGGAGAUGACCGCCAUAGCAUUGGAUGGGUCUGUGUAUAUCGAAUUGCAUGAUCCACCAGAAGUAAGAGCGAGGAGACGAAACCAAGAAGCCCCAUAUGCAAAGCAGAGCUAUAUGGGAUACUCUUUCGAAUCAUUUUCAACUGUAUCUGUCCAUCAAGAGCAAGAGGAGGACUGGCCAGAGGGAUGGGGCGGGGACGUGAAUACGAAUGUCCAGUGGUGCAAUGUAGUUCGCUCAGCAAUAGGUGAUAUACCAUUAUGUCUAGGAGGGGAGGUAGAUUGUGUAAAAGCGGAACCUGGAUUACCUCAUCCUGGACUUGACAAAUGCGUGGAGCUUAAGACGAAUAAAGUGAUAGAGAAUGAGAAGCAGGAGUUUACUUUUCACAAGAAGCUACUGAAACAUUGGGCUCAGAGCUGGUUAUUGGGUAUACCGGAAAUCCAAGUUGGUUUCCGUGAUGAUUCAGGUAUAUUACGUUCACAAAGGGGAUUUGAGACUGAGAAAAUACCCAGGUUUAUCGCCUCAGUUCCAUCACCUCGCCCGCCAUGGACACCUCAACCAUGUCUUCACUUCCUCUAUGCUGUCCUCCAGCUAGUUCUUACCCAUGCACUCCCCACUGACCCACUGAUACGCCACCUUUCAGGAAGUGUACAUCCAGAAGACCCUCUGCCUGCUGCUACAGUAUGGAGAUUCUCUUUCAUCCCUAGAAGAGGAUGUGAGAUGUACAAGGUUGGUGAGGUAGGUGUGGACGAGGGAGGAAGGUGGGGCGGGAUGUUGAAAGAAGAUUAUGUGAGGUGGAGAAUGGGUUGA
Molecule: messenger RNA, 1167 nt
Organism: Kwoniella mangroviensis CBS 8507
Lineage: Eukaryota; Fungi; Basidiomycota; Tremellomycetes; Tremellales; Cryptococcaceae
Exons: 9
Coding region: 1-1167 (388 amino acids)
Biological process (GO): NAD-cap decapping; nuclear-transcribed mRNA catabolic process
Cellular component (GO): cytosol; nucleus
Molecular function (GO): mRNA 5'-diphosphatase activity
Source: RefSeq, a predicted model, not a curated record